CAACAAAGUUUUCUUGCCCAUUUUAUAGCCAUUGACUACAUCAGCUUCCUGGUGCAGCAGAAGAAGAAACAGGAAGAUGAGUUGGAUGCACUCAGGAAGGACGUCAUGGCUCUCAAAAUCAUGAAGGGGAAUUAUGAGGAAAUAGUAGAAGCCCAUCAGAACACGCCGACCCAAGGCCAGAACCAGGUGUCAGACGAGGUCAAGUUCAAUGUGUUCCGCUCGGUGAUGGACCACCAGUUCCAGUCCUUUAACCAGUCCAUCUCCGUGGCCAGCUUUGCCGAGCUGUCGGCCUGCGUCUUCAGUUGGUUGGAAGAACACUGCAAACCUCAGACAUUGCGAGAACUUAUGCUGGGGGUUUUGAGACAAGUCAACAACCAGCUCUUUUAGCAGUUCCUGGGUCUACAAGGAUAUAUGGGGAAAAUAUAUGGAAAGACCAGAAGUGAUUUGUUUUUCACAACAUUUAUUUAUGUCUUGUCAUAUUGUGCACCAGAUGCAAUUUUGCUCUUUUCAUAAAUUAAGUUUAUUAUCCGUACUGCUUUACAGCUGUAUGUAACAAAUACUAGUCAAAUUUGAUACAUUUCUACUUGACAAAAACUGUUUACUUGGAUUUCUCUACUUAUAGCAGUUUGAAUUAACAAGGAUACAGCAAGUCCUUUUGGUCUGCUUGCUGUCUGCUUCCCAUAUACAUGUAGUUCACAAGCCAUAUUUGUAGUAUAUUUUCUAUUGUACAUAGUGUUUGAUAUUACCUACCUACCUACCUACCUAGAAGUAUUGUAAAUAUUGCUCUACAGUGUAUAAAAUGUAUGCAUUGUCUCAUUGAUGACUUUAUUGUCAUGGCACAUGGGUAUUGGAU
Molecule: messenger RNA, 853 nt
Organism: Branchiostoma floridae (Florida lancelet)
Lineage: Eukaryota; Metazoa; Chordata; Leptocardii; Amphioxiformes; Branchiostomatidae
Product: max-like protein X
Exons: 3
Biological process (GO): regulation of transcription by RNA polymerase II
Cellular component (GO): nucleus
Molecular function (GO): RNA polymerase II cis-regulatory region sequence-specific DNA binding; DNA-binding transcription factor activity, RNA polymerase II-specific
Source: RefSeq, a predicted model, not a curated record